Molecule: messenger RNA, 417 nt
Organism: Limulus polyphemus (Atlantic horseshoe crab)
Lineage: Eukaryota; Metazoa; Arthropoda; Merostomata; Xiphosura; Limulidae
Product: neuropilin and tolloid-like protein 2
Exons: 2
Source: RefSeq, a predicted model, not a curated record
CCAAAGACGUCUUGGGGUUCCGAGCUACCCAGAUGAACGAACUUGACCAAGCCAAGGCGUGUUUCAAUUUUACUGUUGGAAGUCCGGAGAGAAUGGAACUCUAUUCACCCCACUACCCCAAAAAAUACCCAAACAACACCGACUGUAUCAAAAAAAUAGAAGCGCCAUACGGAUAUUACGUAGAACUAGACUUUCGAGAUGACUUUCAUCUGGAAGAAGCCAGCAACUGUGAAUACGAUUAUUUAGAAAUACUAGAUGGUCCGUACGGAUAUUCCAAUCUUCUUGGACGCUAUUGUGGCGCCACCUUUCCACCACUCACCCAAUCUUCUGGUCGUUAUCUUUGGUUGAAAUUCCAUUCCGAUGACAGUAUAGAAUACGUAGGGUUCAGAGCUGUGUUCAAGUUUUUUCCAAUUGAAG